AACACUAUUAAACAGCUGUGAAAAAUAACAUCAUCCUUUUCCAGCUGACUUCUGAUUGUGUAAAACAUUUUAUUCGUGCAUUUAGUGAAAAAAUUGGAAAAAUUAUAUUUAUUUCAAUUUUAUUAAAUAAAAAAAUAAGAAAAUAUGUUAACAGCAUUAAAACAACUAUCUAAAACCCAAGCAGCAAAGAGAUAUUUACACACUACUGCCAAACAAAAUGGUUACAUAGUAUUAGUACCGGAAAUUGGAGAGGAUGGUCAGGCUGGAGACGUUGUUGUGAAGCCGGAUGGUUUGCCAGCCUUCAAUGAAAUCACUAUAGAGAACUGUUUGGGUGCAAUAGGAAGUCAGGCGGGUGCUGUUGAAAAACUGGUGAAGAGAAUCGAAAGCGAUGUACAUGAAAUGAAAGAAAAUGAAAAAUUGGAUUUGGGUCAGGUUUUUAGAGAACUGGAUGAAGCUACGGGACCUUUGGAUACUACAUGGGGUAUAGCCAAGGCUUUGUAUUUGGGCAACAGCAACCUUAUACCUACAAAAUCAUAUAUGAAUAUUCACGAGAGAGCCAGAAAUGCUAGAGCUUCACGUUUCUGCAAUAAAAUUGUUUAUGAAGCCUUGCUGGAACAAAAUGCUGAUGAGCUAACAGAUGGCGAAGAAAAGAGACUUUUACAGAAGUACUUAUUGGAAGGCAAUCUAAACGGUUUAUCUUUAAGCAACGAAAGUCGAAACGGUCUUAAAGAAGUGCUUAUGCAAUUGGGAAAGGAAAGAGCUAAUUUCAAAAAUAAAGUCAAUGUUUCUGUACAUAGUUUUGCCCAUGUUGUACAUGACUACCAAUUGGUACGUGAUUUCCCUGCUACUCUUUUGGAAGCAACGGCUAUCGACCAACACAGACCUACGACACAAGGACCUUGGAAAUUUACACUACAACCACAAAUUGUCGAAGGUUUCCUAAAGUAUUGUCCAGAUCGCACUCAUCGUUGGAAUAUUUGGCAAGCAAAUGUACGCAAAUGCUCAAAUCAUAUGGACAAAAGUUUAGAGAACAGUACACAUUUGGAAAAGAUACGCAGUUUACGUAAACGCCAAGCUAAUGCUUUGGGUUAUCCCAAUUUUGCAACCAUGUCAAUGCAAACGAAAAUGGUUAAAGAUGUUUCGGAACUAAAACAAACAUUUGCUAAGCUCUUGCAAUUCGCUGGACCCGCUCAGUCAGUGGAAAUCGAAAGUUUGCAACAAUUCGCCGCCAGUAGCGGCUUCGAGCAUAAACUGGAUUUGUACGAUGUCACAUAUUGGCAAAGAAAAUAUUUGUUGGCCGAACACAAACUUGAUGAAGAAGCUUUAAGAGUAUAUUUCCCAUUGCCUAGGGUAUUCUCAGGACUAUUUUCAUUGUCGGAAAAAUUGUUCAACAUUAAAAUCGUCGAGAGAAAAGAUGCACAAGUAUGGCAGCCGGCGGUUAAAUAUUUUGAUGUUUUCGAUUGUGAUUCCGAUGGCGGCAGCCAUCCUGUCGGUGGAUUUUAUGUUGAUUGUUAUUCGAAGGAAAAUAAAUUUGGAAAAAAUAAUGGCUGGAUGGUUAGUAUACGUAAUCGCAAUGAGGCCGCAAAAUCGUCACCAUUGUGCGCGUUAAUUUUUAAUUUCAAUGCACCCAUCAAUGACAAACCAUACCUUUUAAAUGUAGAUGAUUUGAAAAUGGUAUUCAAGACUUUUGGUUCUGCCAUGCAACAUCUAUUGACAAAAGCACGAUUCACCGAUUUAGCAGGUCUUUCUAAUAUAGAAUGGGAUGCUUCGCAAGUAUCAGGCUAUGUAAUGUCAAACUUUUUGGACAAUCCCACUAUUUUGAAAUCAAUAUCAGGCCAUGUUGAUAGUGAUGAUCCUUUACCCGAUGAUUUGGCUAAAAAUGUACGUCUACUGAAGACACAUCUGGGUGGCUACAAUCUAUGUCAAGAACUAUAUCUUUCUGAUUUGGAUAUUGAACUACAUCAAUCCGAUAACUUUUGGUUAGAGAUUGUACGUAAACUUUGGCCAGUGUAUCGUUGCAUGCCAUUGGAGAAGAAGGAUUCGCAUCCUUGUUCAUUAACGGAAAUCUUUUCGGGCGAUUGGGGUGCAGCACACUUUUCACAUCUCUAUUCAAAAAUUAUUGCCGCUGAUAUUUCUGCCGCUUUUCAACAAAAUCCACAAGAUUAUUCCGAAACUGGAAAACGUUUCAAAGACACUUUCCUGUCAUCAGGUGGCACUAUACCUACUGCUGAAGUUUUCCGUCGUUUCCGUGGUCGUGAUCCCUCAGUAGAAGCACUACUGCGUUCAUUGGAUAUAUACCGUGAGACACAAACAUCCGGUGAAUUGUAAUGAUUUUUAAGUUAAUAUUUAUAAAAUACAACCUUAAUAGGUUAUAUAAAAAAAUUUUGUUGUAGUGAAGGUAUAUUUUUAAAUUUAACAAGAUAUGAAAAUAAAAUCUGUACUGAUGAAAUGAAGUGUUAUCAAUUUGAAAUUGUCAUCUUCAAAAUAAAAUUGAAUAAAAAUGUAUGAAUUAUAUUUAGAAAAUA
Messenger RNA from Lucilia sericata (common green bottle fly), 2525 nucleotides. Its product is annotated as oligopeptidase A. NCBI's taxonomy places the organism in Eukaryota, Metazoa, Arthropoda, Insecta, Diptera, Calliphoridae. The record is from RefSeq and is a predicted model, not a curated record. Gene Ontology annotation, biological process: proteolysis; peptide metabolic process. The coding region runs from base 145 to 2328 and encodes 727 amino acids. The transcript has 2 exons. Gene Ontology annotation, molecular function: metalloendopeptidase activity.